AUGUCUGGCCUGUUAUCAUAUGUCGGCUGGGCCGUUUUGCCAAAUUAUGCGACGUCGAUUCUACAGAGUGUCUACUAUGGCAUCACUAUUCGCGCCGGCGACCCUCGCCCACAGCCCGGCACACCGCGGUUCGACAAACAUCGCCGGCGAAUCUUCAUCUUUGUCGUGACCGCAUAUCUGCUAUACACUUUGUACGAGAGCUUCCACCAAGUGCGAGCAACGGGCGAUUUUUACAGCGUACUGGGAGUUUCGCCGCUGGCCGAUGAGCGCACUAUCAAGUCACGUUUCCGACGACUAGCCGCGCAGCACCACCCGGACAAAAUGAACAACCAGCUUCCGAGAAACGGGGGGUCGGAAGGGGUUUUUGUGUAUUUGAAACUGGCGCAGGAUACGCUGCUGGACCCGGCUCGUCGGUUUGGCUAUGAUCGGUUUGGGCCGCAGGUCAAUGAAUGGCGCGACAAGCACACUAUGCAAGAGAUCUUGUAUGGGGGUUUGCAGCAGGCGUUGGUGCAGUGGACUGCUGGGCUGGGGACUAUUGUGGUCCUGAAUUUUGUGUAUUGGUCGCAAUGGGGUCGAUUUUGGCGAUUCUACACCUUUGCAGCCUUGGUGGCACUGGAACUGGUCCUGAUGACACAGCCCUUGACGGUGGUUAUGCCGUUUAACUAUCUGCCCCAGAUUGUUACAACGUACUUUUCUCACGCGGCCAGCUUUUACAUGCUGCCUUUUCAGACCAUCUCCCUGGCGCGCCGCGUGUCCAUCACCAUCCACAUCUUCAUCUCGCAAAUCACACCCGCCAGCAUGUCUCGGUCGACGACAACACCAACAACAAAUGGGUCAUCAACCCCAUUGACCCGCGAAACGGCCCAGCGCCUCGGCCAGCUGGCGCAGCUGUCGCGCAUGGCCGAGCUGGAAUCGUCGCGGCUGCUGGACCUGACGCUGUCGCCGUUUCGUGGCGAGCAGCAGAGCGUUGCGACGCUGCGACGAGGCAUGAAGCAGGGCCUGGUGCUGGGCAGCGUGCGCAAUACGCCGGAAGUGAAGGAGGCGGUGGCGCGGGCUCAGAGCAGGCAAGCUGAAGAGUGA
Talaromyces rugulosus is the source of this 1080-nucleotide messenger RNA. RefSeq lists its product as uncharacterized. NCBI's taxonomy places the organism in Eukaryota, Fungi, Ascomycota, Eurotiomycetes, Eurotiales, Trichocomaceae. Gene Ontology annotation, cellular component: endoplasmic reticulum. Gene Ontology annotation, molecular function: protein-folding chaperone binding; misfolded protein binding. The record is from RefSeq and is a predicted model, not a curated record. The coding region runs from base 1 to 1080 and encodes 359 amino acids. The transcript has 3 exons.